Cornus florida is the source of this 1632-nucleotide messenger RNA. Its product is annotated as B-box zinc finger protein 32. Lineage: Eukaryota; Viridiplantae; Streptophyta; Magnoliopsida; Cornales; Cornaceae. Gene Ontology annotation, molecular function: zinc ion binding. Bases 605 to 1411 code for a protein of 268 amino acids. The record is from RefSeq and is a predicted model, not a curated record. The transcript has a single exon.
AGAGAAAGAGUUAUUAUAGAGAGAGCGCUUAUAUAUAUAUUAUAUAUAUGUGGGUAGUCCAAUUCCGUUUCACAAGUUAUAUAUAUACGUAUACCCUCUUUCAAAUCAUUCUUUCACUCUGUUUUCAACCAAACACUCAAACAACCACUCUGUCACUAACCACCGCCUCUCUCUCUCAAGCUAGAGAGUAAAUUCAUUUCAUCAUCUCUUUGAAACCACAUAAUCUCUCUUGGUUAUCCUGAAUUUUCUCUCUCUCUCUAAAUCUCUCUUUCUGUUUUCUAAAUCCACAGAAUUACUUUGAAACCAUAGAAACUCCGCCUCCUUCUCGAUCCGCAAUACACUCAAACCACAGUCUCCUGUUUUUCUUUCAACCUUGCUCUCUCACCACUUUAUCUUUCUAUCUCAAACACACACAACAACUAUCUCUAGACCUGAGAAAUAUCACAGGCGUUUUUGCUUCUUAGCAAAUUGCCGCAUUCCGGCUGGAAUCCGGCAACCUUGCUCCUCAUUGUCUCGACCCUGCAGUAACAUUCCGAUCGCCGGAACUUCCUUUUCAGGUCUUUUUUUUUAAAAAAAAUAUAUAAAUCUUUUCAAAUUUUUAGCGAUGAAAGUUAGGGUUUGCGAGUUGUGUAAUGGAGAAGCUGCUGUGUACUGUUCGUCCGACUCUGCGUUUCUGUGCUGGAACUGCGACUCUAAGGUUCACGGAGCGAAUUUCCUGGUAGCUCGGCACGAUCGCCGCACUGUUUGCUCCAAAUGCAAAGGACUCACCUGUGAUCGGGUCUCCGGCAUCGGAUUGCAGCCGGUUCGACCGAUCUGCCACUCCUGCUCGCUGGAAUCUCCCGGAGACGACGACCUCGACUCCUUGUCAUCGCCAUCUCCUUCCGCUUGUAUCUCAACCACCGAGUCCUGCGCCAGUCCUCCGAAGAAGAUCGAUUUCGAUAGUUUGAAAUCGGAUGGAGUUGUUUCGUCGAGCUCCGUCACCGGCGAGCACUCCUCGAAGCUUCCGGCGAGAUUUUCCGGCAAAGUCACAUCGAAAUCGAAGUCGCGAGCUCCGCGGGCAGUGGAAUCGAAAGCGGAGGACGUUUUUGUGAACUGGUGCAGGAGACUCGGGCUGAGUGGGAGCUGCGAGGUGGCCACGGCGAUUCAAGCCCUCCGCAUUUGCUUGGAUGAGUUGACGGUUUUGCCCCUCCGGGUGUCCCUCGCGGCGUCGCUGUGGUUCAGCAUGAGAUUGUGCGGGGACAUAUCAUCGUCCACGUGGCAGAUCUUGAAGCGGCUUGAGGAGGUGUCUGGCGUACCGGCGAAGUUGAUAUUGGGCGCCGAGUCGAAGCUGGCACGUGCCUUGAAGACGCGAAAAACACGACGACGCGAUCAGCACGUGGACGUGGAGGAAGAAGGAUGGGCUGAAUGCUAACCCAUCUGAUUUACUCGUGAGUUGGUUCCUACAACGCGGAUCAAAGUUUCAUAACGUUGUUUUGUAUUCUCUUUUUUUCUUUUUAGAUUUUUUUUCUUUAUUGAAAUGCAAAAAAAAAAAAAAAAAAAAAAAAAAACUAGAAAAGCUUUUGUUUUGUUUCUAGAAAUUAAAACUCCAAUGAUGAUGGUAUUGUUAAAUUUUAGAAUCUUGUUCUUGAGUCA